AUGACCUCACAGUCCAUUUGGCUCAUCCACUACAUGUGGCCGGCCCUCUCCGUGCACAGUGCUUCCAAAUUGGCGACCAGCUUGUCCAGGUCAACAGCCAUGCUUUCGGCUUUCAACUAUGCCAGGGAGGCGGUCCAUCACAUCCAGAGGUUCGCAGCAGCUGCUGUCGCUGAAGAUGCGCCUGGAGCUGUAGCCAGUGAUGGAUCUGGCGCACGUCCUUCGUGGGCAAGGAGGCCAAAGCUGGCAAAGCAGGACACCCAACUGAACAAGAAGAUCUUGAAGCUUUGGGUCCUGGAAAGGCAGUGA
Durusdinium trenchii is the source of this 306-nucleotide messenger RNA. NCBI's taxonomy places the organism in Eukaryota, Dinophyceae, Suessiales, Symbiodiniaceae. The record is from the annotation of a GenBank genome assembly.